UUAAAACGGAAGCAAAGAACCGCAAGGACGGUGCCAUACAACUUAGGGUUUGAAAGAGAUCGUCCUGCGACCGAUUUCAUCCUGAGGGGAAGCUGGAUCGGAUCGGAUCGGAUCGAAUCGGAUGGCCCUUCAGUACCUUGAAUCGCAGCGCGACGCGCAGCCGGAGCUGGCGGAGUGGUACAGCGCCUUGGCGGAUUUGUACCAGCGUAAGCUGUGGCACCAGCUCACCGCCAAGCUCGAGCAAUUCGUAGCCUUGGCGGUAGUUCAGGCUGGUGAUGCACUUAUACAGCUGUAUAAUAACUUCAUUACAGACUUUGAAACCAAAAUCAAUCUCUUGAAGCUUGCUCACUUUGCUGUGGUGGUUUCACGUCAAUAUUCUGAGAAGGAUGCUGCAAUUAACUACCUUGAGGGAAUAAUUGAAAAAUUGCAUGCUACUCGAGAGUUGAGGAUUGAGGAGCCUAUCCUAUAUGUUAAGAUGCAAAUUGCUGCAUUAAAUUUAGAAAAAGGAAAUCAAAAGGAGUGUAAAAAGCUUAUUGAUGAAGGAAAGAGCACAUUGGACAACAUGACUGAUGUUGACCCUUCUGUUCAUGCUAGCUAUUAUUGGAUAUCUUCACAGUAUCAUAAAUCUCAAAAAGAAUUUGCUGAAUUCUAUAAGAGUGCUCUUCUUUAUUUGGCAUACACUUCAGUAGAGUCGCUUUCGGCAUCAUUCAAACUGGACUUGUCAUUUGAUCUUUCUCUUUCAGCUUUGCUGGGAGAUAACAUAUACAACUUUGGGGAAUUGCUUGCCCAUCCUAUUAUCAAUAGUCUCAUUGGGACAAAAGUGGAGUGGCUCUACCAUAUUCUUCAGGCUUUUAACUCGGGAAAUCUGAUUAGAUAUCAAGAACUAUGUAAGAUCCAUAAUGCAGCAUUGACUGCUCAACCUGCAUUAGUAGAGAAUGAGAGGAAGCUACUUGAAAAAAUCAACAUUUUGUGUUUGAUGGAAAUUAUAUUCAGUCGUCCAUCUGAGGAUCGAACUAUUCCUUUAAGUAUCAUCACUGAGAGAACUAAGCUUUCCAUUGAAGACGCGGAGUAUCUCCUCAUGAAAGCCCUUUCAGUUCAUCUCAUCGAAGGCAUCGUCGAUCAAGUUGAGGGCACAGUAUACGUCUCAUGGGUGCAACCCAGAGUCCUGGGGAUUCCACAGAUCAAAUCGUUGCAUGAUCGCCUGGAUUCGUGGGUAGGGAAGGUGCGAACGGCCUUGUCGACCGUAGAAGCAGAGACACCCGAUCUGCUCGGGCAUGACAUAUAGCUUAACAUACCCACCAUUGUUUCCAGCCCUCUGCAAGGUAAAGAUCUCAGGAAUAUGAACAUGGCUCAUGCUCAUUGAUCUAAUUUUCUAGAGAUCCAGUUCUCCUUUUCCUUCACUUGCUGUGAUUGCUAGAACUGAGUUUAUGGAAUUUGUGCCUUGAGAAGUUGAAAUUUUUAA
Messenger RNA from Zingiber officinale, 1462 nucleotides. RefSeq names its product 26S proteasome non-ATPase regulatory subunit 13 homolog B-like. Lineage: Eukaryota; Viridiplantae; Streptophyta; Magnoliopsida; Zingiberales; Zingiberaceae. The record is from RefSeq and is a predicted model, not a curated record. The coding region runs from base 122 to 1285 and encodes 387 amino acids. The transcript is spliced from 6 exons. Gene Ontology annotation, cellular component: proteasome regulatory particle, lid subcomplex; nucleus; cytosol. Gene Ontology annotation, molecular function: structural molecule activity. Gene Ontology annotation, biological process: ubiquitin-dependent protein catabolic process.